UCCCAUUCUUCAUCACCCAAAAUCAAGAAAAAAAAAAUACCAAAAGAUUCCAAUGGCUGAUUUCUCAGAGCAAAGUUAUAGGCAACCAUUUCCUUUCUUGGAUAUUGAUCCUACCAUGGAAUCACUUACCCAAUUUGCUGAGUUAAACCCCCAAAGUUUCAUAUUAGACAAUUCAGCCUUCAAUUUCCAGACCUUCUUCCCUCUCUCCAUUAAUGACAGCUUGUUCAGUAACCAAGCAUCUCAAGGAGAAACCAUGUCUGGUUUUAUCCAUAAUAGCAACCAAAGUUCAGUGUCUGCUCAGCCCAUUUUCAGUGCUAAAACUGAAGUGGAGGAGAUUAGCAACAAGAGAAAAGCAUUGGAUAUAUUAGAGAGUAGUUCUGGGAACUCAUCAUCAUCAUCUCCUCAGGUUUCUGAAACUGGGAUCAAGAGAAGAAAUAAUUCAGGAAGAGGGAAAAGAGCAAAAAGUAAUGAGAAGGAAAUGGAGAAACCUAAAGAAGUGGUUCAUGUCAGAGCUAGAAGAGGUCAAGCUACUGACAGUCACAGUUUGGCAGAAAGGGUCAGAAGAGGGAAAAUAAAUGAGAGAUUAAGAUGCUUGCAAGACAUUGUUCCAGGCUGCUACAAGACCAUGGGCAUGGCAUUAAUGCUAGAUGAGAUAAUCAAUUAUGUGCAGUCCUUGCAGAAUCAAGUUGAGUUUCUUUCAAUGAAGUUGACGGCAGCUAGCACAUAUUAUGACUUCAACUCAGAGUCAGAUGCCAUGGAAAGAAUGCAGAGGGGAAAAGCAGAGGAGGCAAAGGAGCUUGAAAGAUUGAUGAGAGAAGGAUAUGUUGGAAUUGGAGGAGUAGCUUGUUUCCACUCAUCAUCAACAUAUGGUCCUCUUUGACUUGAAAAUCUAAUUGGCUUACAACACAUGAUCAUGAAGAUGCUCUAGUUUUCAACACUUUUUCAAGUUUAAAAGUAUAUAAAAAUGUACCCCACUGCUUCUUCACGAUGUGCCUACCAUAAGUGAAAAAUAUUUUAUACUUUGUACUUUAUUUCCCAUCACAAUGCAUUAAUGGAAUUGUAUUAUGUAUUUACAAGAGAUUAACAUAAAAGUACACAUUUCUUCAA
Molecule: messenger RNA, 1107 nt
Organism: Gossypium raimondii (Peruvian cotton)
Lineage: Eukaryota; Viridiplantae; Streptophyta; Magnoliopsida; Malvales; Malvaceae
Product: transcription factor BEE 1
Exons: 6
Coding region: 53-880 (275 amino acids)
Biological process (GO): regulation of DNA-templated transcription
Cellular component (GO): nucleus
Molecular function (GO): protein dimerization activity; DNA-binding transcription factor activity
Source: RefSeq, a predicted model, not a curated record